Messenger RNA from Aureobasidium namibiae CBS 147.97, 3234 nucleotides. Its product is annotated as glycine dehydrogenase-like protein. Gene Ontology annotation, cellular component: glycine cleavage complex; mitochondrion. Gene Ontology annotation, molecular function: glycine dehydrogenase (decarboxylating) activity; pyridoxal phosphate binding; glycine binding. Gene Ontology annotation, biological process: glycine decarboxylation via glycine cleavage system. NCBI's taxonomy places the organism in Eukaryota, Fungi, Ascomycota, Dothideomycetes, Dothideales, Saccotheciaceae. Bases 1 to 3234 code for a protein of 1077 amino acids. The record is from RefSeq and is a predicted model, not a curated record. The transcript has 2 exons.
AUGCAGCAAUCACUGGUCGCUGCCGCAAGGCUACGAUCCACCACACUGUGCCGAGGCCAAGUCUCCGCUAUUGCGAGCAGGCGAUGCCUCAACUUGUCUGCCAGAAGACAAGUACUCCAGUCCAACAAGCAUGUCCGCCCUGCGCAGUUUAGACCCUUCUACUCGAGCACCGCCGCCGAAACAAAAAUCGACAGCGAAGGCAAUGCCCAAUCCACUCUCUUUGCGCCUCUAGACACAUUCGCUCGUAGACACAUCGGUCCCUCGCCUGAUGAUACUAUUGAGAUGCUCAAGGUCCUGGAUCCUCCAGCAAAGUCCUUGGACGAGUUUGUCACCCAAGUCUUGCCUGGAGACAUCCUGUCGUCUCGCGAUCUCAAGAUUGAAGGGCCCACAAAGUAUAUCAAGGGUCAAGCUCAAGAGACGAGUACAGAGGGUUUCUCAGAGAGUCAGUUGAUCGAUAGACUGAGAGAGAUUGCUAGUGGAAACAAGGUCGUGAGAAGUUACAUUGGUUGCGGCUACGCAGGCACCCGUGUGCCAGAAGUCAUCAAGAGAAACGUCCUUGAGAAUCCUGCCUGGUACACGAGUUACACUCCUUACCAACCUGAAAUCAGUCAGGGAAGAUUGGAGUCUCUGCUCAACUACCAAACCAUGGUCUCCGAUCUGACUGGACUGCCAAUUUCCAACGCAUCCGUUCUCGAUGAGCCGACCGCCGCAGCUGAAGCCAUGACACUCUCCAUCAACGCCCUUCCUUCAGCACGUCAGAAGCGUCCCAACAAGGUCUACCUUGUCUCGCACCUAUGCCACCCUCAGACCAUCGCCGUUCUGGCCUCUCGCGCAGAAGGCUUCGGUGUCAAGAUCGAGGUUGAUGAUAUUCUCAAGGAUGGAAGCAAGAGAGUGGAAGAGAUUGGUGAAGACUUGGUUGGUGUUCUAGGACAAUACCCUGACACUCUUGGUGGUGUUCAGGACUUCAAGAACCUUUCCGAGAAGGUACACAAGCUCAAGGCAACCUUCGCCGUAGCCACCGAUCUGCUGGCUCUGACCGUUCUUACUCCACCAGGAGAGUUCGGUGCAGAUGUCGCUUUCGGAAAUGCUCAGAGAUUCGGCGUACCAUUCGGCUUUGGUGGUCCUCACGCUGCUUUCUUUGCCUGCAGCGAACAACACAAGCGCAAGAUUCCCGGUCGUCUGAUCGGUCUUUCCAAGGACAGACUGGGCGACAAGGCUGCUCGUUUGGCUCUGCAGACCCGUGAACAGCACAUUCGUCGUGAAAAGGCUACCAGCAACAUCUGCACUGCUCAGGCUUUGUUGGCUAACAUGAGUGCCAUGUACGCUGUCUACCACGGACCCGAAGGUUUGAAGGCGAUCGCCCACAGAGUCAUCAACUCUACUCGCGUGGUUGCAGAGGCUGCUUCGAAGAGCGGAUAUACGAUCGAAACUACUGGCCCACUGUUCGACACUGUUGUUCUCUCAGGAGGACCCAUCUCUGGAAAGGCUGGCGAUUUUGCAAAGCUGGCUGAGCAAGAGUACAAGACAAACCUCAGAGUCAUUGACGAGGACCGCAUCGGUAUCACUCUGGACGAGACCGUCGAGAAGGAAGACCUCCAGGCUAUCGUCGAUCUGCUCUCGGGUGCUGCUAAGUCGUCCGAUAUUACUGUCGACAGCCUUGUCGAGGAGAUCGGCUUGUCAGCAGCCGAUGCUGUCUCUCAUGUUCCUACCGAGCUCCGCAGAAAGAGCUCGUUCUUGACGCACCCUGUUUUCAACACACACCAUUCUGAGACCAACAUCCUCCGCUACAUCCACCACUUGCAGUCCAAGGAUCUCUCUCUCGUUCACUCCAUGAUUCCCCUCGGAUCUUGCACCAUGAAGCUCAACGCUACAACCGAGAUGAUCCCCAUUACCUGGCCUGAGUUUUCGAACAUUCACCCUUUCGCCCCUACUGAGCAGACCAAGGGCUACAAGACCCUGAUCGAUGAGCUCGAGGCUGACCUUGCUGAGGUCACUGGCUUCCACUCGGUCUCAUUACAACCCAACUCAGGCGCCCAGGGCGAGUUUACCGGUCUUCGUGUCAUUCGCAAGUACCUCGAGCAACAACCAGGCAAGAAGCGUGACAUCUGUUUGAUUCCGGUUUCUGCUCACGGUACCAACCCUGCUAGUGCAGCCAUGGUCGGCAUGCGCGUUGUGACCAUCAAAUGCGAGGCCGGUACCGGAAACUUGGAUAUGGCAGACCUGAAGGCCAAGUGCGAAAAGCACAAGGAAGAACUUGGAGCCAUCAUGAUCACUUACCCUAGCACUUUCGGUGUGUUCGAGCCCAAGGUCAAGGAGGCUUGCGAUUUGGUUCACCAGCACGGCGGCCAAGUUUACAUGGAUGGCGCGAACAUGAAUGCACAGAUUGGUCUCUGCUCACCUGGUGAGAUUGGUGCUGACGUCUGUCAUUUGAACCUUCACAAGACCUUCUGUAUUCCUCACGGUGGCGGUGGCCCUGGUGUUGGCCCAAUUGGUGUCGCAGAGCAUCUCGCGCCUUUCUUGCCCGGUCAUCCUCUGGUCAAGACCGGUGGCGCUCAGGCCAUCGCACCCAUCAGUGGUGCACCUUGGGGUAGUGCCAGCAUCUUGCCCAUCAGUUGGGCUUAUGUCAAGAUGAUGGGCGCUCGCGGUCUCACACAUGCCACCAAGAUCACCCUGCUCAACGCUAACUACAUUCUCUCUCGUCUGCGCCCUCACUACCCCAUUCUCUACACUAACGACAACGGCCGUUGCGCCCACGAGUUCAUUCUGGAUAUUCGCAAGUUCAAGGAGUCUGCCGGUAUCGAGGCCAUUGAUGUCGCCAAGCGCCUUCAAGACUACGGUUUCCACGCGCCGACAAUGAGCUGGCCCGUUGCAAACACACUCAUGAUUGAGCCCACAGAAUCCGAGAGCAAGGAGGAGCUCGACCGUUUCUGCGACGCAUUGAUCUCCAUCCGCAGGGAAAUCACCUUGGUUGAAAAGGGCAAGCAGCCCAGAGACGGCAACGUGCUCAAGAUGGCACCUCACACCAUGAAGGACAUCAUCACCUCCGACUGGGAGUCGAGACCAUACACUCGUGAGACAGCAGCUUAUCCUCUGUCUUGGCUGAAGGAGAAGAAGUUCUGGCCUAGUGUCACCAGACUUGAUGAUGCAUACGGAGACAUGAACCUCUUCUGCACCUGCGCACCUGCAGAGACAUUCGAAGACAUGACCGGUGCCGCUGCACCCAUGCCUACCUAA